Hevea brasiliensis (rubber tree) is the source of this 1122-nucleotide messenger RNA. RefSeq names its product thioredoxin-like protein CDSP32, chloroplastic. Gene Ontology annotation, molecular function: oxidoreductase activity, acting on a sulfur group of donors, disulfide as acceptor. The record is from RefSeq and is a predicted model, not a curated record. Bases 162 to 1049 code for a protein of 295 amino acids. NCBI's taxonomy places the organism in Eukaryota, Viridiplantae, Streptophyta, Magnoliopsida, Malpighiales, Euphorbiaceae. The transcript has a single exon.
AUCCAGCCGAAACCAGAUUUGUGGAUAACAUCCACCACAUAGCCAACGAGUGGCUAUCAUUUUGGUCACUUAGAUUUGUUAUUAGCUCCUGGGAACUCCCUGCUUUCUGUGUUCUUCUCCACUGUCCCAUCUCCAUAUUCACUUCAAACCCAAUCUUUGCCAUGGCUACAAUCACCAAUUUCUUGUCAAAACCACCAACUUCUCUUUCAAGCACCCCUAGAAUCAAUCCUCUUUGCUUCCAUGGUUCCUUUCUAGUUAACUUUGUCUCUAAACAUAAGCCUUUAUUAGAAACGAAGAGGACACACUUCAUCAUAAAGGCCACUGCUGCCUCUGAGACCAAGACAGCUGCUAGAGAUGAAAGAGUAAAAAAAAUCCACAAUAUGGAGGAAUUCGAUGAAGCCCUUAGAACGGCAAAGAACAAACUUGUGGUUGUGGAAUAUGCUGCUAGCCACAGCGCUAAUAGCAGCAAGAUCUACCCUUUUAUGGUGGAGCUUAGCAGAACAUGCAACGACGUGGAAUUUCUGCUUGUAAUGGGCGAUGAAUCAGAAAAGACCAGAGAACUUUGCAAGAGAGAGAAGGUAGAGAAAGUCCCUCACUUCAGCUUCUACAAGGGCAUGGAGAAGAUUCACGAAGAGGGAGGGAUUGGCCCAGAUCAGCUCAUGGGCGAUGUGUUAUACUAUGGAGACAACCACUCUGAAGUGGUCCAGCUGCAUUGUAGAGAAGAUGUGGAGAAGUUGAUUGAUGAUCAUAAGGCUGAUCACAAGCUGAUUGUACUUGAUGUAGGGUUGAAGCACUGUGGACCAUGCGUGAAAGUCUAUCCAACUGUGAUCAAAUUGUCGAGGAGGAUGGCUGAUACUGUGGUGUUUGCGAGGAUGAACGGUGAUGAGAAUGAUAACUGCAUGCAGUUCUUGAAGGAUAUGGACGUGAUUGAGGUACCCACUUUCUUAUUUAUCAGAGAUGGUGAGAUUUGUGGUAGGUAUGUAGGCUCAGGGAAAGGUGAGCUUGUAGGAGAAAUUCUUAGAUACCAAGGAGUUCGUGUAACCUAUUAAAGAUAGAAUCUAAAUUAGACAAAAUUCUUGAUCAUAGUUCAAAUUAAUGGAAAGAAAGAUGAGUGAUUUAUUC